Funneliformis mosseae is the source of this 504-nucleotide messenger RNA. The record is from the annotation of a GenBank genome assembly. NCBI's taxonomy places the organism in Eukaryota, Fungi, Glomeromycota, Glomeromycetes, Glomerales, Glomeraceae.
AUGGAGAUUGAUUGGUGUGUCUGUGGUAAAAGAGUCUCUGAUUCCAAUGAAUUUUAUUGCUCGAAUGAAUGUGCAAUCGCCGAGAAUCCUUCAAGCACAAUCAAAUCGCAGUCAAUUAAUCCAAAUUUAACCUCGCCACAAGCCCCCCCGAUGAAUCUGCACUUUUCUAUCACGAUCACUUCUAAUGUUUAUAAGGCUUCGGAUUUUAAUUCCAAGGUGUUGUCUCCUCCCCAGUCGGUAUCUUCCUCUUACACCGACUCAAAUGUGUCAUCAUCAUUUACAAGCAUCAGCACGUUCGAUCAAGAAUUCGACGAUUACGUUUACACUUAUCGAAACCACGGAUGUGCGUGCAAGGAAGAUAUGAUCGAUGACGAGUAUUACACUUCGUAUUACUCCACCAGUAAUCCGAUCGAUAUCCCAAGCCCAAGGACUCAAGCUGCGAAUGAUCACGCAUUGGAACCCAUCAACAAAGGAACCUUUGGCGAGAAGAAAAGCUUUUUCUAA